UUUUGAAGCAGAUGAGAUGAGGCGGUUGGUCUUAUUACUAGCACUAUGUUUCUCCUGCUCUUUUGCUCAAUAUGGCCUCUAUGGUAGCGGAUAUAAUGGCUAUGGAGGGUACGGUAGCGGCUAUGGAACUGGGUACGGAAUGGGCUAUGGAAUGGGCUAUCCAAUGAAUCCGUAUAUGAAUCAGGUUUAUGGAACCGACGCGACAGAAAUUACCCAACCCAACCCAAAUCCUCCAACUGAAAACCAACGCGACUGCCGCGGCCUGCCUUCCAUGAGAUCACGGAGUCUUUGCAGGUAUGGUAGCAAUCCGAUGAUGUCCGGUGGCGGCGGGAUGUAUGGAGCUGGCGGAUGCAUGGAUCUGAGCCCUCAAUGCUCCGUUUGGGCGAGCACAGGCCAAUGCUCUACAAAUCCAAUGAUGAUGCGGCAGACGUGUGCAAUGUCCUGUGGAACUUGCAGCACAGGUGUUGGAGCUCUCGGGUCCAUGGGGUCCUACAACCCAUUUGGAGGGUACGGAGGGAUGGGAUACCCCCAAGCCGGUUUGUUAGACCCCCUUGCUCAAUUCAUCGGGAGAUCGAUUUACGAAACUGGGAUCCUCCGACAACCAACUCCAUCGAGUAGUUCCAAGAGCAUUGGUAUACUGACGAAAGCGAAAAGUGAGCAGUUGCCGAGCCGGUGAUCAACUGGAUUAGAAUCUAUUUAUGCUACCUGUAUAAAAUUGAUAAAGAUCUCACAUUCAUUAA
Caenorhabditis elegans is the source of this 740-nucleotide messenger RNA. RefSeq names its product ShKT domain-containing protein (gene K09B3.1). The record is from RefSeq and is marked reviewed. Bases 17 to 676 code for a protein of 219 amino acids. NCBI's taxonomy places the organism in Eukaryota, Metazoa, Nematoda, Chromadorea, Rhabditida, Rhabditidae. The transcript has 6 exons.